This is a messenger RNA of Plectropomus leopardus (leopard coralgrouper), 1595 nucleotides long. RefSeq names its product RAS (RAD and GEM)-like GTP-binding 1 (gene rem1). Gene Ontology annotation, biological process: negative regulation of high voltage-gated calcium channel activity. The record is from RefSeq and is a predicted model, not a curated record. Gene Ontology annotation, cellular component: plasma membrane. Gene Ontology annotation, molecular function: GTPase activity; GTP binding; calcium channel regulator activity. NCBI's taxonomy places the organism in Eukaryota, Metazoa, Chordata, Actinopteri, Perciformes, Serranidae.
UUAGUUAUCUGUUUCUCCUCCGCUGUCGCUCUGACACACACACACGCACAUACACUCACACACACAGAGGGAGGUAGAUAACUCUGUGAUUCCACUGCUGAAUUUUUAACGCUGUUGUGGAACUUUUUUUUUCCAGGCGGGUUACUGUGGCACCAGGGUACUGUUACACCGACAGGGACAGAGAGACAGGGUUCAGUUCAGUGCUGUUGUUUACUGCAGCUGGACGGACACAGGACUGUUCAUGGGGUGCAUGGCCCAUCCUGUCCUGAUGCUGUUACCGUAGCAACAUGACCCUCAACACCCAGAGAGAGAAGCAGCCCUUGCGGCGGCGAGGCAGCACACCGAUUCCUCCCGCGCACUUACACCAGCACCCGUCCUGGACUCGGGACCUUCAGGACCUUCAGGACCCGGUGCUCCUCGGCAGCACCCAGCCAGACGUCGAGCAGCCACGCCCACAGCGCAGCCACCCUCCUCUGGGACAGUCGGCGUCCUACCACCCUGGAGACAAGUCCCUCCACUACCGAGCCCAGUGGAGUUCAGAUUCGGACGACGACUCGCAGAGUGACUCGGACUGUGUUUACAGAGUGGUGUUGCUAGGCGAUCACGGCGUUGGAAAGACCAGCCUCGCAGGGAUCUUUGCUGGGAUCACAGAGAAGGAUGAACAACCUGGAGAGGACACAUACGAACGGACACUGACAGUGGAUGGAGAGGAGACCACGCUCAUCGUCAUGGAUACCUGGGAGAACGACAAACUGGAGGACGACGACGACUCCUCGAGGGACGACUGUCUGAAGGUCGGGAGUGCUUAUGUCAUAGUGUACUCCGUCACCGACCGCUCCAGCUUUGAAGCAGCCGCUGAGCUCCGUAUCACGCUGCGACGCACCCGGCAGGCUGAAAACCUUCCCAUCAUCCUCGUGGGCAACAAGAGCGACUUGGUCAGAUCCAGAGAAGUCGCUGUGGAAGAGGGCCGAGCGUGUGCCGUGGUGUUUGACUGUAAGUUCAUUGAGACGUCGGCGUCUCUGCAGCACAACGUUACAGAGCUUUUCGAGGGCGUGAUCCGCCAGAUACGCCUCCGUCGAGACGGCAGUGAGGCCAUCCAGCGCCGACGCUCCAUCUACAAACGCAAAGAGAGCCUAACACAGAAGGCCCGCCGCUUCCUGGACCGACUGGUGGCACGCAACAACCAGCGCAUGGCGGUCAAAGUGCGGUCAAAGAGCUGCCAUGACCUGGCCGUCCUUUGAAGACGUUUUCAUCUGGAGCGUCAGGUUGAAACUUCCUUGACUUGUCGAAGUUAUCUCUAGGUGUGAUAUCGCGGAUGAUGGCAUCUGCAGUGACUGUCACGCUCAGCGAGUCAACACCACUGACUGUUGGGUCCCAACAUUUUUGUGACUUUUCCUCCAGAUUACCUUAAAAAUCUGCCUGCGGAGGAUCAUAACUGUUGGGUUUGAGGUUGGAUGAGUGUUGUGCGUGUGUGUGUGUGUGUGUGAACAGGUUCAGGAUGUUCUGUUGUUUCUACUGUGUCCACUGUGUUGUUCUCCUGAGGUUUCUACUGUUAUCAGUUCAGCACUGUGAAGAAUAAACCGACCAUAACGAGG